GAUUGCUAAAGGAUGAUGGGAAAAUCUGCCUCGGUUUCGACAAGACAGAGAGCGGGAAACUGGUCAUUGUAUCUUUGUGGGGAUUCUUUCUUCCAUCCAGACAAAUCCGCUUGUUUCUGCGCUCUUUUAGACCAUCUAAACCUACAAGGAUGGCAGAUGAAAAGCAUGAUGAGGUGACCCCCUCCAGCCCAGACAUCCACUUUGAGCCCAUCGUGAAGCUACAAGCUGUGGAGAUUAAGACAUUGGAAGAGGAGGAGGAAGUGCUCUUCACAAUGAGAGCAAAACUGUUCAGAUACGCGUCGGAAGCAGAUCCCGCAGAAUGGAAGGAGAGAGGGGUCGGAGACGUCAAGAUUCUACAGCACAAAACAGACAAGGGAAAGAUCAGAGUCCUCAUGAGGAGAGACAAAACUCUCAAGAUCUGUGCCAACCACUACAUCACACCCUACAUGGAGCUCAAGCCCAACUGCGGGAGUGACCGUGCAUGGGUAUGGAGCGUGACGGCAGACUUCGCAGACGAGGAACCUAAGGCAGAGUUGUUAGCCAUCAGAUUCGCUAAUGCAGAAAAUGCAUCCAAGUUUAAGAACAAAUUUGAUGAAGCUAAAGAACUGGUGAGAGAGAGACUUGAAACAAAAGGAGAGGAAAAGGCAGACAGUGGUACAGAGUCAGGAAAAGAUGAGGAGGAAUCUGACGAGGUUGCUGAGAAGCUCGGAGAACUCACCGUCUCUGACGACAAGAAAUCUGGAGAGGAGAAAGCGGAGACAGAAGGAACAGAGAAAGAAGAAAAGAAAACAGAAGAAACAAAGAAAGAAGAGGCCGGGGACGAAAAGAAGGAAUGAAUAUCCACAGCACUGAACUAAUUUAAGGCAUUUUAGAUACCCAAUUUAAGACUCACUUCCACAUUUAAUCGGUCUCAGAUUGAAUGAAGGGCUCAGAACUAACUCGGAAGCAUUUGUGUGACAAAUUUUUACAAGAUGAAAAUGUAUGCAGUGCAAAUUUUUUUUAUGUUGGACUGAUGGUAACAAGAACGUACAUCGGAAUAAAGCACUUUUUUGCUGAAGAGUAGAGGUGUACUCUAAAGAAAAGUAAAAUAAAAGGUUAAACCAGAUAUUAGAUAGAUAAGUGGGGGUUAUUAUGUGUAGAAAACAAUAUUCUACACCUUUUUGCAGCGUGUGACUCCUCAUUGUACUGAUAGUGGAAAUGUAAAUCGUAUACACUGCAUACUAGAGAGCUUCAGAUCGCACAAGUUUGGGGAAUUUUGGAAGCAUCAGACAUACAAGGCUUGAAACAUUUUUAAACGAAAGAUUCCUUCAAUAAUUGAAAUUGUAAUAAUUUCACCAGUGGUAAGCCUGAAGCUUAGUUAAAGUGCUGUAAGUAUUUGACCGUCUAAGUGGCCGUUGCAUUCAUUUCAACAUUACAUUUGGUUGCGUGCUAGAAAGACCUUUGUAGAAAACUUCCGUCUGUUGCUGCAUUUCGUAAUUCUUUUGAGACACUUGAGCAUUGUUUUACUGUGAAAUGCCUUUGAGGAACCUUAUUCCCACUUUCAUGUAUUCUUGCACAUUGUAUGUAACAUAUUUGGUAUAAUGAGAAAAUCACUUGUGAAAACUGCUGAGGUGUGUUUAAAAGAUUUCUCACCUUUUAGAUAUGGUUUGUGAUGAGCCAUAAUACAGAAUAGACGUGAAAAGCAUUUUCGGUACUUCCAGUGGAAAUAUUCUCCAAUAGCAAGGUGUAGCCAUUAUCAGAACAUGUUAUAUACAGCUGGCAUAUUUGCCUUGAGAUGUAGUUGUUAAAAGUUAGAUAUCUAUCAAGCUUACUGAUGUCUCUUGUAUCUGUGAGACUUGCGCUAGACUGAAUAUACAGAAAGCCCCCCCCCCCCCCCAAGAAGUACUUGUUGAAAAGGAAAAAAUGCAAAUCUACCUCCAAAUUGUCCAUUAUUUACCUCCAAAUUGUCUAUUAUUCAGUCUGAAGACAUACCAAUUUAAUUUCUUGGUUCUUGGACUUUUGCUACAAAAGAUCAGGCAAAAUUAAAAGCACCCAGUGAUCAACCAAAUCUCUACACUGGAGCCAGAAAGGCAACAGACUUGUCAAAUUCAUAGAUGAACCAAGAACUUGAAUCGGUGAUAAGAAAAGUGAUAAGAGAUAAGAAAAGUGGAGGAUGCAAAAUAUAGUUACUCUAAAGACCUAAUUUGUAUAUAGAAGAUAUGGUAACUAUAUAGCAUUUUGAUACUAUGCUGUAUUACUCUUAAGGUGUUAACAAAAGUCAUUACUUCUCCAGACUUGGUUGGGAAAUGGUAUUUGUACAUUACUUGCAUGGUAUUUGUAGUACAUGUACUAAAUUUUUGUCCGCCUUUCGUCGCUGUUAUGCAGAAGCAUUUGUAUGCAAAAAUACAGAAACAAUGUCCAACACAUUAAAGUUGCUGUGACUUCUA
Molecule: messenger RNA, 2426 nt
Organism: Branchiostoma floridae (Florida lancelet)
Lineage: Eukaryota; Metazoa; Chordata; Leptocardii; Amphioxiformes; Branchiostomatidae
Product: ran-specific GTPase-activating protein-like
Exons: 6
Coding region: 150-836 (228 amino acids)
Biological process (GO): nucleocytoplasmic transport
Cellular component (GO): cytoplasm; nuclear pore
Molecular function (GO): GTPase activator activity
Source: RefSeq, a predicted model, not a curated record